UAUCUGUAACGAGCGAAGUUGAGAGAGAGAGAGAGAGAGAGGAAGAGCUCGUUUGGCGUUGCUCAACCACUCGAUGGAUCCACACCUACCACUCUUCUUCUUCUUCUCCCCCUUUUAAACCCUAAAGAUCUUCUCUCUACAUCACCCACAGGCUCCAUCAUGGCCUUGUUCUUCUCUCCUCUAACCUCCGCUCUUCUCUUCCUCACCCUCUCCCUCGCCCUCUACUGCUCCAUCGACCCCUUCCACCACUGCGCCAUCUCCGACUUCCCAAACUUCGUAGCUCACGAGGUUGUCUCUCCACGUCCCGAUCAAGUUCCGUGGGAGAGAGACUCACAGAACUCUCUCCAGGGGUCCAAGAUUCUGUUCCAGGACCAAGUCCAGGGUCCCGAGAGCGUCGCCUUUGAUCCUCUAGGACGCGGUCCCUACACCGGUGUUGCUGACGGUAGGGUUUUGUUCUGGAAUGGCGAGAACUGGACUAACUUCGCUUACACGUCAAGCAAUCGAACGGAGAUUUGUGAUCCGAAGCCUUCUGCUCUGAGUUACUUGAGGAAUGAGCAUAUAUGUGGGCGCCCUCUGGGUCUCCGUUUCGAUAAGAGAACCGGAGAUUUGUACAUCGCCGACGCUUAUAUGGGACUGUUGAAAGUAGGUCCUGAAGGUGGCUUAGCGAUGCCGCUUGUUACUGAGGCUGAAGGUGUGCCGUUGGGGUUUACUAACGACCUUGACAUUGAUGAUGAUGGCACUGUUUACUUUACUGAUAGCAGCGUCAGUUACCAGAGAAGGAACUUUUUGCAGCUCGUCUUCUCUGGAGACAACACUGGGAGAGUUCUUAAGUAUGAUCCAAUAGCUAAGAAAGCUGUUGUUCUAGUCUCAAAUGUUCAGUUUCCGAACGGUGUGUCUAUCAGCAAAGACGGCUCUUUCUUUGUUUUCUGCGAGGGUGAUAUUGGAAGCCUGCGAAGAUACUGGUUAAAAGGAGAGAAAGCUGGAACAUCAGAUGUGUUUGCCAUGUUACCAGGGCAUCCUGACAACGUAAGGAUAAACAAAGACGGUGAAUUUUGGGUGGCGCUUCACUGCAGGCGCAACUACUACUCUUACAUAAUGGCAAGAAACCCUAAGCUAAGGAUGUUCAUACUGAGACUCCCAAUCACUGCAAGAAUACACUACAUGUUCCAAAUCGGGAUGAAGCCGCACGGAUUGGUGGUGAAGUAUAGCCCUGAAGGGAAGCUUGUGAAGGUGUUGGAAGAUAGUGAAGGGAAAGUUGUGAGAUCAGUGAGUGAAGUAGAAGAAAAAGAUGGGAAGCUUUGGUUGGGGAGUGUGUUGAUGAAUUUUGUUGCCGUCUAUGAUCUUUGAUUCCCUUAGAACAGUUUCACUGGGGUGUCUAAGUUUAGCACAUCCACAGAACAAGAGUUAGGCUUGUACGUCUGAAGAAGUAUAAAGGCAAGUAGACACAUAUGUUAAGUCGCGAAAAAAUCAAACCUAUAAUCUCUAUUGUGCUAAAUCAAAACAAACUAUUAAGAACAAAA
Molecule: messenger RNA, 1520 nt
Organism: Brassica rapa (field mustard)
Lineage: Eukaryota; Viridiplantae; Streptophyta; Magnoliopsida; Brassicales; Brassicaceae
Product: protein STRICTOSIDINE SYNTHASE-LIKE 3
Cellular component (GO): endomembrane system
Molecular function (GO): hydrolase activity
Source: RefSeq, a predicted model, not a curated record